GCAGGCUCCGCGCGGCGCCUGCGUGCUCUGUGACCUUUCCCAUUCUGUCGCGGAAUCUAGUGUGGCCUUGAUCCCGCUGAGAUGCUUCAAAGCUUUAUUAAGAAGGUCUGGGUCCCCAUGAAACCCUACUAUACCCAGGUUUACCAGGAAAUUUGGGUAGGAGUGGGGUUGAUGUCCCUCAUCGUUUAUAAAAUCAGGAGUGCUGAUAAAAGAAGUAAAGCUCUGAAAGGCUGCAGUCCUGCGCAUGCCCAUGGCCAUCACUAACUGCUCCCCCAGUCCACUCAGGAUGAAUACGUCAGCUGAACUUAAGCAAGCUGUGUAGAUGGGAACAUGGAACAUCACUGUACAGUUACCUAAGUACCGUUUACAAUGUGGCAUUAAUAAAUGUGUCUGAGAAGCACCACUCCCUGUGAAUACCACUGUCUGCUCCCCUGAAUAAAUCCUUGGUAAAGCGGCCGGCUCCAUCAGAACCUCUGAGACGACUUCCUUAGGGAUCCUGAGGACCAAGAAGCAGUGUUUGCUGCCCUAAGAUUGGACAUCAGGAUCUAGUGUUAACUUUGAUAUUAUUAACUAAUAAUAUUCAAUAAUUAUUUGCCAAAUGGUUUUGCUUCUGCCUA
Molecule: messenger RNA, 617 nt
Organism: Rattus norvegicus (Norway rat)
Lineage: Eukaryota; Metazoa; Chordata; Mammalia; Rodentia; Muridae
Gene: Atp5mj
Product: ATP synthase membrane subunit j
Exons: 4
Coding region: 82-264 (60 amino acids)
Cellular component (GO): mitochondrial membrane; mitochondrion
Source: RefSeq, marked validated